ACCCCUUUGGAGGAAAUGGCUGAGCAGCCUAAGCAGCAGCAGAUGAAAACUUCCUUCCUCUUCAUCCAGCUGCAGGCCCCCCCUGGCAGAGCUCUCCCCGCCCCGUCUCCAGCAGCGACAGCCUGGACCGCAGCCCCAAGGGGCCCAGAGGAGGGACACAUUCUCCCAAGUCCCAGGACCGGCUUCUUGGCAGGCCAGGACCUCAGGCGCACACGGGGCUUGGCUGCUCCUCCCUCGCGGCUGCUGCAGAAGGAGGGCCGUGGGACAGAGCCACCAGCUGCUUUCAGUUGCUCUGCUCGGAAGCAGGAGAAGGAGGGAGAGGAAAAACCCCAGGAUCUGGAUGUAAGGAGGGGUGGCCUUUGUGGAUCCGCACAUUGCAGGCGUUCCCUGGCCCCGGCCUCCAGGAAAGUUGGCCGGCUCCAGCCCCUGUCAUGCAGACCUCCUAGCCCAGAUGCCACCAUGAACGAUGGAAGCAGCAGUCCCUCCCUGGGCCGGAAGCCUUGGCCAGUCAUUACUGCUCCCCAGGACCCGUGGGGCGCAGAGCCUCAGGCUUGGAAUGCUUUGGGAAACUCAAUUCCACAGGCCACCCUGGCCCACGCUGCUGGCAGGGGUGAGAGGGCCUGGCUGAGGAGAGGGACUGCCACCGGCCAGGUAGCCCCGAAGAGCUGUAACGAGGACACAGGUACCACGGUGCGGGCAAGGAGGGCAAUGCUCUACAGAUACCGUCCGCCCGUUCAGACCAGCAAGAGCUACCCGGCCCCACCUACCGCUCUGCCUCUCAAGGCAGAGACGUUUGUUUGGGUUAACAAUGCAUCAGCACAUUCCCAGAGUGUUGCCAAGGCCAAAUAUGAAUUUUUAUUUGGCAAAUCUGAAGAGAAAACUCCAGAUACUAGUGAUCAUGGAGGAAGCACUUUACUCCCACCGAACGUCACAAAUGAAUUUCCAGAAUAUGGGACCAUGGAGGACGGUGGAGAAGGCCUAAGAACUUCUCUCGAGUUUGAUGCAGAGUCUCUGCCAUGCUGCCCGCAGGGGCAGCAGGGGGUUCAGCCUCAUCCCAGCCACCACUCUGGGCUCGACAGUAUUAUAGAAGGACCAAAAGAUGUUGGAGGGGGCUCCUCUCAAAGUCACCUCAAGGAACAAAGUUUACAACCCAUAGACUCUUUGAUUUCAGCUCUGAAAGCUACAGAAGCCAGAAUAGCUUCUGGAACAUUACAGGCUACAAAGGUACUGGACAAAGAUGCUGUUUCUAGUCUCUCAGUUCAGCAGGUGGACAAAGAGCUGGACACUGCCAGUCUUCAAACACAGACAGCCAACAAACUGUUCCCUGCUGGCCAGGAAAAACCACCAGAUAUACCUCUUUCAGCUGAAGUGACGACGGGGGAAGGUGUUCUUUUGCGCAUCCAGGAGGAUCUGACAGUGCUGCUAAGUGGAGAAGCUCAGGGGGAGCUUUCCCGGGUAACUGCCAAUGGGAGGAAAGGGGCUCUCCGCGUGCAGGAGCCAGCUUGUCCUGGGUCCUCCCUGGGGAGUCCAGCUGCAGCCCACAGCUCUGUGGGCAGCAUUGGCUUCCUGAGAGAGGGGAGGUCUGACCUGCAGAGAGAGCACCCAGGGGCAUGUGAUCGAGGUAGCUCCACGGGACGGCCUGGCCGGGUCAAACAUGUGGAAUUUGAAGGGGUGGAAAUACUGUGGACAGGAGGGAAGAAAAGAGAGACAUGGCAACCUGCGGAUUUUGAGACAUCCUCAGAAAGGACUACCUCUCCUGAAAGUCAGGGGUUUUCCAAAGUGCCAAGCCACCUCAUCUCUUCUGCUGGUUUGUGUAAUUCAGUUGGUUUCACCGAGCGUGUUGGGGCCGACACCUGGAGAGGGCCUUCAGAGAGGCUGGCCACUAGCUCGGGGACAUUCCCCCCCGCGCCUCUUGUCGAGGGUGGAGAGGAUGAAGUCUUCCUAAAGGAAAACAAAGACCAUCUUGAGGAGAAGCCUGAACUGGAGAGAGACAAGGAGAGGAUUCUUGACCACGAGGAGCACUUUGCAGGAGGAGAGGAUGACAUCCUUGGGCCCGGGUACACAGAGGACUCCACUGAUGUGUACAGCUCCCAGUUUGAAACCAUCUUGGAUAACACCUCUUUAUACUACAGUGCUGAGUCCCUGGAGACAUUAUACUCAGAGCCCGAUAGCUAUUUCAGCUUCGAGAUGCCCCUCACUCCCAUGAUACAGCAGCGCAUUAAAGAAGGCGGUCAGUUCCUGGAGAGGACGUCAGUGGGGGGACAGCACGACAUCCUGAGCGUCUCCUCAGACGGCGGGAUCGUGAUGGGCUCUUCUAGCGAGAUCAGCAAUGGGCUCAGUGGCGCUGGGGAAUCCAUCUACACGAAAGGCACCCCGGAGAUUGCCUUCUGGGGAAGACCCCAAAGGAAGGAGCGUAUCCUUCGAGUGGAAGUCCCAGAUUGUUCUCGCAGCCAUGCUGGGGUGAAAACAGGACUGCUGGAGGAGGCUCGUGCUGAAAUGGGGAACACGGAAAUUCUGGAAAGGGAGCCCUCAGAAAGUCUCAGUAAUGGCACUAGCAGCAACGUAGAAGCAGCCAAGAGGUUGGCCAAACGCCUUUAUCAACUAGACAGAUUCAAAAGGUCCGAUGUCGCAAAGCACCUAGGCAAGAACAAUGAAUUUAGCAGACUAGUUGCAGAAGAAUAUCUGAAGUUUUUUGAUUUUACAGGAAUGACGCUGGAUCAGUCUCUCAGGUAUUUCUUUAAAGCCUUUUCUCUUGUGGGAGAAACUCAAGAACGAGAGAGAGUUUUAAUACACUUCUCCAAUAGGUAUUUUUAUUGUAACCCGGACACCAUUGCUUCACAAGACGGCGUCCAUUGUCUCACCUGUGCAAUGAUGCUUCUUAACACAGAUCUCCAUGGCCAUAAUAUUGGAAAGAAGAUGACCUGCCAAGAGUUCAUUGCAAACCUCCAAGGGGUCAAUGAGGGUGGUGAUUUCUCCAAGGAUCUACUGAAACCCCUUCCCCAGUCAGCCUCCGAAAUGAUUGGCGUGAACAGUGUUCAGAGUGCCAGCAAGGUGCGGGUGAGGACCUCAGGUUCCGUGAAAUACUCCCGGGAGGAUUCUAUCCGGCGGCAAUCCCACCGGUCAAAGUCUAUGAAAAUUUCCAACUCCUCAGAGUUUUCUGCUAAGGAGACCAAGGCUCUCUACAACUCCAUCAAGAAUGAGAAGCUUGAAUGGGCAGUGUAUCUGUACUUAAAUUUUGUUUUGAAAAGUACUACUUCAGUCCAGUGUUCUCAUUUCACAUAUGAAGAAAAUGAAGUAAAAGCAUUCCGGAACAGAGAUGAUGAAGAGAAAAAAAAGUCUCCAUCGGAAGGUACUGAUGAAAAGGCUAAUGGAACACACCCAAAGACCAUCAGUCGUAUUGGGAGCACUACCAACCCAUUCUUGGACAUUCCUCACGACCCAAACGCCACUGUGUAUAAAAGCGGGUUCUUGGCUCGGAAAAUUCAUGCAGAUAUGGAUGGAAAGAAGACUCCAAGAGGAAAGCGGGGAUGGAAAACCUUUUAUGCUGUACUAAAGGGAACAAUUCUUUACUUGCAAAAGGAUGAGUAUAAGCCGGAAAAGUCUCUGUCGGAAGAGGACUUGAAAAACGCAGUGAGUGUGCACCACGCUCUGGCGUCCAAGGCCACGGACUACGAGAAGAAGCCCAAUGUGUUUAAACUGAAGACUGCGGACUGGAGGGUCUUGCUCUUUCAGGCUCAGAGCCCGGAUGAAAUGCAAGGUUGGAUAAACAAAAUUAACUGUGUCGCAGCUGUGUUUUCCGCACCGCCGUUUCCAGCAGCCAUUGGGUCUCAGAAGAAGUUUAGCCGCCCACUUCUGCCUGCCACUACAACAAAGCUGUCUCAGGAGGAACAGCUGAAGUCACACGAGAGCAAGCUGAAGCAGAUUACCACCGAACUGGCCGAGCACCGCUCGUACCCCCCGGACAAGAAGGUGAAGGCCAAGGAGAUAGAUGAGUACAAGCUGAAAGAUCACUACCUGGAGUUUGAGCAAACCCGGUAUGAGACGUACAUCGGCAUUCUGAAAGAAGGCGGCAAGAAGCUCCUGGGCAACAACGGCAGUGAAGCCCCAGGACUGAAGAAGUCGCAUUCGAGUCCUUCUCUGAACCCAGAUUCAUCUCCGGUCACUGCCAAAGUCAAGCGCAACGUGUCAGAGCGGAAAGAUCACCGACCCGAAACGCCCAGCAUUAAGCAAAAAGUUACUUAGAAUCCAUCUGCGACCAGGAAAGGGCUGGUCAUGGAGCAAAACAGAGUUUUUCAAGAUCCUUCUGGUAAAUCCGUGAAUAUAUUUAAAAAAACAAAAACAAUAGUCUGUGACUAAAUGGUGCAUUAGUAACCUUUUCUAUUGUAUAUUUUUGUUCGUUUCUGUGCAGAUUGUCUCUUUGCUCUUGAUUUCUUUGCUUUGACGAUUUUCGCCACUUGAUAACUAAUGCACCUUUUUGUGAGGGGAGGGGUCAUGACUUCAGAUUGAAUUGUGUGUCACUUCUCCUUUGGCUUUCUCUUGUUUGCACUCUCUCAGUUGUUUCAUGUAUUCUCAAACCAACUGUUACACUUUUUUUUAAGGUUAAAAAAAAAAUGAAUCCGUUGUGAACCACUUUACUGGACAAACUUAGUUUGAUCAGUUCCAGCCAGACUUAACAUAAACCUUCAUAUGUGAAUUCUUGCCAGUCACAGAGGUGGCAUUGAGCACUCACAGAAGUUCGCUUCAAAAUUCCAGUUUGGAAAUCGUGUGUUCCACGCUGACGCAGCUGUGCGGGCACCUCAGCACUUGUCUUUGGGGUCUGACCCUGCGGGAAGCAGGGAGAGGGGUGCGGAGAUCGAGGGACUGGAGAACUUACGAAGCGUGUUGGAGCGUUGAGUCCAUUUUAGCCAAGCAAGGAAAGAGGAGGUGGGGCCUUUUUGCCCUUGAAGGUUAAGGAAAGAUGACACAAGGUUCAUUUUGUUCUCUAAAGAAGCAUGAUAAUGAUCAACUCUUGGGAGCGGCAGCAGGAGGCACGUGUUCACACUGCAGGAAACUGUUACCUCGCUCCCAGGGGUCUAGACCAGGAAUCCAGAACCAUCUCUAUUGUCAUCACCCUUGUCAUCCAGGAGUUUAAACGUGUAGGCAGCUGUUGUCUCCUGGUUGUAAGAACAUCAGGGUCUUAAGAAAAACAAAUAAGAGAAGAACAGGGAGCUGCAGGUUUCCAGCAACGGAAUCCUGAGUCUUUAAAGUCCAUCUGAGAGUAAUCAAUAGUCUGAAUGGACUGUGGUUGGAAAAGUGAGGACUCUGCCGGUUGCAUAUACCGAGUUACUUAGUUUAUUCUUAUCUUAAGUCUCUUUGAUAGUCACUUCUCUUUGCUCCUACUGAACCUUCUCCUAAGAAUAAAGACUAUUUUAAAUCAUUUCUUUCUAUCUGCUCAAAAUCAUUCUGUUGACCUUGAAGUCAUAAGCUUGUUUCCGUGACGGUCCCUGUGGAAUUCAGGGUGAUAAAAAGAACAUUCUCUUGUAUAGGAAGAGAUAGGAGUGAAAAUUGAGCCCACCAUGAGUUAGAACUUUCUGAUGUUGAAACUUUGUGAUCCUUACAGCUGUAAUCUCCACAACUUCAGAACUGGAGGAGUCACUUUGAAUGCUCUUUUCCCCUCCCACAGAAAAUUUCUCUAGUUCUACUCAGUGUAUUAGUUAAAGGUACUAUGACCAAAGAAUCGGGGACUCUGCAUGCAUAGCAUGGUUCCAGGGAGUUAGAGAAAGCCUGCUCUUAAACCGUGGCCAUUUCCAGUGGCAUUAAAUCACAUGAUUAUUUAUUCACAUUCACUUCCUGCCUAUAUAAAUGUUCAUAGUUGAUGGUGCCCAGAAAAGAGAAACCCCUCACUAAGGGGAUAGCCGCUUGUUUUGUGAUAAGUACUUUGCCACGCCUUUGAAAAACUCACUCUAACCUUCUGUCUUGUGUAGAUAAAGGCAAUGACAAUUUAUGUUUCAGAACCAAGAAACGAAUAGGAUAGUUACCAAUGUGGCUCGUAAGACCUGAUUCAUUUCUGUAGCUUCUGACUGUGUUCAGGAUUCCCACAAGGGAAUCAUCUUUCUUCCUAGAAUCUGAAUGAUCGGCCUGCUUGUUUGCUGCCUAGUUCCUUAUCCUGAGCCGAGGGGAGAGAGAUCCCUAGGCCAGGUUGUCUCUGAGCUUCGAUAACUAAAGGGAAAAAAAGUCCCUGACGGGCUUACAUGUGUCUGCCCACAGUGUGUGUGUGUCUGUGUACAUAGGGUCCCUGUGUGUUCCACUUGUAGGAUUUAAUGAACAGAACGGUACCUUGCUGCCGAGCCUGGCGUUCAGAGCAGCUCUGAAUCCUCGGUUAGCACAGCGGGACAUGGCUCCCGCUGUGUGAGUCACUGAUGUGUCUCCAGGGGCUUCUGCACAUGCUAAUAGUAAUGGGAUGAGAAGGGCACUUUUGAGGCUGCGGUAUGCGGUGUUUGCAUAGUGUAUCUUUAAAAAUAACCGCAAGGCUAUUUGCUGAGCCAGGGGGCAGCCCGCCCUGCCAUGAUGAUGUCCAUCUUUAGGGGACGGGCCAUGAACACCUCCUGAGGCCUGUCAGGUGUCUGUCUGUUGUCAGCGUACCUAGCAGGUCAAGAGUGUAUCCUGUAGGAGGAAGCGGCCCCUGGUUUGACGAGAUCGUGAGAAUCGUACCCAUAGCCAACCACGUUUUCUUCUGUGAUCAUUUCUUUCCUAUGGGAUCUAGUCAGAAGAAUUCAAAGACAUUCCUUUCACCGCUAACCCAAGCCUACGGCCUAAUUCACGGUACAGGGGAGCUCUCCUCCUCCUCUCCUUCCGAAGGUACGCCCCCUUCCCUCCUCUCCCCUCCCAUACGUCAGCAUGGAGCCCUGCGUCGCUCUCCACAUGGUAAGCCAUUAUUCCUCUUUACAUACACUCGCUUCAUAUUAAUUUUCAGUCCAGAAAAUCUUGAUAGUCAUCAAAAGACUCUGUGGUCAUGCUGUUGCCCACUGGAGCCGAGAAGUGGCCCGAGUGUCAAAUCUCUGCGUGUUUCGGGGCUGGUUCCCGCCUCACGUGCUGACUGUUACAGGGAGGUGCCAGGGAUUUCUCGUUAGCGACCAAGACUUAGUUACUCGCAGGCAGAGUCCUUGUUCUAUUGCCAGGCCAUAGAUACUGUGUGAAGUGCACUUUUUAAAAGCAUCCUCUCAUUAACUCUUAGCGAUGCCUAGUUAAGCCAAGCAAUACUUGUGUGCAGUUUAAAUCAUCUCAUUAAAACCAACAUGUGGGAGAUUCCCCUGGUGGAACUGGAGUUCCUGGGUAGAGAGUGGCUGCCCGCGGCCCUCCGUGCUUCUCCGACUGUUACCAUAGCUCCGGGCGGGCACUGUUUCCUGGUUGGAAGCGAUGUGCGGGAGUUCCUGUGGCUGGCUUGCCGGGGCCUCGCUGGGCUUGGUCUUUUGAGUUUGUAUUUCACCUGUGGCCACACCACAGAACUUCUGAGGCUGGAGAGGAAUUGAGACAAGUAGCAGGGAAGGAGGCCAAAGCACAAAGUUACAGGGUUUUCUGCUGGCCCUUGCCCGCUGCUCCUCUGUCCUGUGAGGAGCCUGGAAGGUGUUCUUAGGUGAGGCAGGGCCUUCUGUGGCAGGAGCGCACCUCUUCUCUGCCUUUAUCGCAAGUCAGAGACAACUGGGAGAAAACGGACCUUAAAGAAGUUUCCCUGUUGUCGUAGUAUGGAGACUUUCUUGGAUUUGGUUAGUUGUCCUGAUAUUUGAAUUCCUUUGGCAUUUUUCCUUGCAGUCAUCAAUUAAGUUUUUUAAGCCUGAAUUCAUAGGGGGUUAACUGGCCUUGUUCAUGCAAAUCUCUGUCGUUUGGCUCUGGUGACCCUGUGCAGUGUUCAGUGGGUGGUAGUCACCUUCCUUCAUCUCAGCAGUGAACGGUCCCUUCGCUCUUGCAGUGGCAGAAUUGUUUCCAGGUAUAAAUCAAAACCACAGUGGCAUCCUAGGGCUUGUGAAGGUAGAGUCUGGCAUGAGGAAGAGUGUGAUUUGGGGUUUUAGUAACACCUGCUUUCCUCAGAGCAUCGAAGUCACUGCGACAGAGAAAGACCAGCCCCCUCUGCAGGCAGAGGAGCCCUUGGGCCGACCUUGCCCCAGGACUCCUGGCUGUCUCUCCUCCCAAAAGGCCACCAUCUGCCUCCCCACCAGCCUCUGGCAUCUCGCCAUCAAGUCAUCCCGAGGACCUUAGAGAUCAACAGUUCACCACGAAAUGCCCCCAGCAGGUGAGAGAGAGGUGGUCGGUCACUGCCUCUCCUCUCAGCUUCCCUGCCCAUGCCCCCCUCCUACCCGAGGGCUGGAGUCCAAAGUCAUUGCCAUUCUCAUGAUGUACCUAGAGUAUCAAACCCAAGCGGGCAGCUCGCUGCUAGGACAGUGCAUGUGGGAGAGUGUCCUCAUAGGGAGAAUGUCGGUAAUACUUGAAUCUGCAUGGCAGUUUGUUGACUUGAAUGCAACAGCAAGAAAAUAUUGCAAGUUACUUAAUUGUAUAUACCGUAGGUUUCCAUCCAUCUCUGGCUCGCCCUGUGUGAUAUAUGUGUGUGUCUGUACUAUUUCAGGCUUUUGGAAAAUGUCCAUGUAGAUAGUAUGUCAGGCAUCAAAGAAAAUGCUUUCCUGUCACUUGCCAAUGUCGUGUUUGUGGGUAUUUAUGGCUGUAUGUAUGUAUAUGUUAUUCAUGUGUAGUUGUAUAUCAGUAUAUGGUGUAUGUACAUCCAAUUUAUUUUUGUCCUUAAUAACCAGUGUGAUAUGAACAGCAAGUAAAAACCUCAUAGGAUUGAGUAUAUAAUGCAGUUAUUGAGAACAUAUGUAGUGGUACUGUUUUACUCAACUUAAAGUCAAAUGAUAUUUUGAUUAAAUUUUUGAAAAAAUAAGAUUUUAUGCUAGAAAAUUUCAUCUUUGAGCUUUGAAUCACCAGGGCAAAAAAAAAAAAUGACCCAGAACCAACUUUGUGAAACUAUUUCAGUGUCCUGUGUACAAUACCAAGGGGGC
Messenger RNA from Myotis myotis, 9026 nucleotides. RefSeq names its product pleckstrin and Sec7 domain containing 3 (gene PSD3). The transcript has 19 exons. The coding region runs from base 16 to 4242 and encodes 1408 amino acids. Gene Ontology annotation, biological process: regulation of ARF protein signal transduction. NCBI's taxonomy places the organism in Eukaryota, Metazoa, Chordata, Mammalia, Chiroptera, Vespertilionidae. Gene Ontology annotation, molecular function: guanyl-nucleotide exchange factor activity. The record is from RefSeq and is a predicted model, not a curated record.